Microsporum canis CBS 113480 is the source of this 1494-nucleotide messenger RNA. Its product is annotated as oligosaccharyltransferase alpha subunit ostA-Aspergillus niger. Lineage: Eukaryota; Fungi; Ascomycota; Eurotiomycetes; Onygenales; Arthrodermataceae. The record is from RefSeq and is a predicted model, not a curated record. The transcript has 3 exons. Gene Ontology annotation, cellular component: membrane; oligosaccharyltransferase complex. The coding region runs from base 1 to 1494 and encodes 497 amino acids.
AUGAAGCUGCUCGCCGCAUUGCUGCUCUCGUGCGGCUUUCUCUCUGCGACAGCUGCGAACACCACAGCUAAAGAGCCAGCUGUACAGAUCCUACCGAAGAACUUCAGGCCGCCGCAGGUCUUUCAGAAUAACAAUCUGGUCCGUAUAAUCAACCUGGAGAAAAGCUAUGCGCGGGAGUCGAUCAAUGUUGUGAUCCAAAAUGUCGACAACAAGCCGCAGUCAGAGUACUAUGUGGCCUUUCCGGCAGACACCAUCAGCAGAGUCGGAGGCCUUGAGGGAUGGCCGAAGGACUCGGUAGAGAAGAAGAAGUUCAGAGUCACUUCGACACAGGAGCUUCCUUCAAGCUCGCAUCAAUUCUACAUCGUACACCUCCAUCAACCUCUCGAGCCCUCUGCAAAGCUGACCAUUACUCUAUCAUACCACCUACAAUCUGCUCUUACUCCUAUUCCCGCCGCCAUUGAGCAGGAUGGCAAGCAAUACCUCUCUUAUACAUUUCCCCAAUUCGUCCCAUCCGCCUAUACCACCAACAAGCAGAAAACGACCGUCAAAUUCCGUGGAUCAGAUAUCCCGGAUUACACCAAGACUUCUACGCUCAAGGCUGAGGAGGAUCCCAAGCGUGAGGGUAGCACCUUUACUUACGGCCCUUAUGACCUGGAAGUCAAGCCAGGUGCUAGUGCACCUAUCACGGUUCGUUACGAGUACACCAGACCCGUCGUUAUCUGCACACGCCUCGAACGUGAUAUCGAAGUAUCCCACUGGGGUGGUAACCUGGCGACUGAAGACCGAUUCUGGUUUAGAAACGAUGCAGCCAAACUAAAUAAGCAGUUCUCGCGGGUUGAAUGGACAAAGAAACAGUUUCAUAACGCACCAAGCGUAGCCUUAAACCUGAUCAGAGUACCACUUGCUCCAGGAUCCGUGGACCCUUACUUCAUUGAUGACAUCGGAAACGUCUCAACCAGCCGAUUCCUCCCAUCAACCGAGACCCGUCCCGGCCUUCUGGACCUGAGGCCACGUUACCCUAUCUUUGGUGACUGGAAGUACAGCUUCAAGAUUGGCUGGAACAACCCGCUCUCUACUGUUCUACGUAAGCAGAAAAACGGUAGCGGGGAGUCCUACGUGCUUAAAGUGCCGUUUAUUGAUGGACCAAAGAUGCCAGAGGGCGUGCAGUACAAGGACCUUGAAAUCCGCAUCAUUCUCCCCGAAGGGGCGGAGAAUGUAAAGUAUGAAAUUGUUGACGGAUUAGGAAUUCCUAAUCACAUCCGCUCCGAGAUUUCCUUCUUAAAGACCUUUUUAGAUACCAAGGGAAGGACAGUCCUGAACCUCUCGGCAUCCAAAGUUGGAGAUGAAGCAAAGGAUGGUUAUCUAAUUGUAACAUAUGACUACCCCUUCUUCGCUUCCUUUAGAAAACCACUGAGCAUUUUCGGCGCCAUAAUUGCAGUCUUCACUGCCGCAUGGGUCCUUGGCAAUAUUGAUGUUAGCAUUAAAAAGAGGUAG